Messenger RNA from Purpureocillium lilacinum, 498 nucleotides. The record is from RefSeq and is a predicted model, not a curated record. NCBI's taxonomy places the organism in Eukaryota, Fungi, Ascomycota, Sordariomycetes, Hypocreales, Ophiocordycipitaceae.
AUGGACUUGGACUUUGGACGGCGGGGGCGGGGCAGCGCGGCGGGUCUUGCCGAGCUGACGGAUCGCUGGACUUCGGAAGUUAUAGCGGGUCCGACGGAAGCACCAGCCGGAGUCGGGAACAAGCACACCAGCACCGUUACGAACGGGACGUACAGCAGGCGAAUUGAGAUUCCAGGGCGGCUAGGCGCUACUGCGCUUCGGUCUCGGUGCGCAUCGCCGUCCCCUCGAAAGCAUUCGGGGCUCUUCGUCAAAUCGAUCACCAUUUCCGAGCAGUUUCCAAAAGGCCCAGCGCCAGCAGCGCUUGCCGUGACUGCAUCUGAGGCGGAGUCAAAAGUGACGGGAGACGCAGUCAAGGUGAACGGAAGACGGACAUGGUUUGUCCUAUACCAACAACCAUUGAUACUACGCCCAAGUAUACAAACGUCGGUGCGAGCACUUCGUAGCAAAACGCCUUGCCAUCUCUGCGUUGCCAAUGUCAUGGCCGUGGCGCCGCGCUAA